GAGGUGGUGGUGGUGGUGAUACACGUGUAAAAAAGAGAACACUCAACUGUGACUCUUAACUCAUUACCACGGAUCUCCCUCGGCAGUUUGACCCCACAGCCAUCCUCGAUGAGAGGGGGCACAUGUCCAUUGCUGUCGCUGAAAAUGCAGGAAAGAGGUAAUACUACGUCAGCCGACAACCAAUCUGUUAAUUGAUACAUCACGAGCAUAUUACGAACGCGCGUUCGUCAGCAUCGACGUCGUCAACGACAAAGACGACGACGACGACGGCGACGACGACGCAGUACCUAAACGCGUUUGGUGCGCGCGUUGGUAUCGAUUUCAGCGAAGCCGUCCCAGAACCUUUGAAAAAGAUGGUGGCCUAGCCCGUGUGAACUACAGGACCCGUUGUGGGUCAAAAUGAGUGCGAUUACUGGCAGCAUCACCAAGAAAAGAAAGAAAUCCGAUGCCAAGCCUCAGUCGCAGAUUAACAAGUGCCUUAACGAAAAAAGACGACGGAACCAGGAGAACCUGUUUAUCGAUGAGCUUGCCGAGCUGAUUUCCGUCACGGACAUGAGCUCUGGCAAGACUGACAAGCGCCAGAUCCUUCAGAGAACCGUCGACCAGAUUCGGCACAUUAGGCAACAGGAAGGCUCGAAUAGUCAUGCCGUUCAACAGGGGGAAGUGUCUUCAUCGAAUCCUAACAUACUGUCCAACGAUCAAGUUGGUCCUAUUUUACUCGAGGCGUUAGAUGGCUUUCUGUUUGUUGUAAAUUCGGAGGGACGAGUGGAGUACGUAACGGAUAACAUAACACAAUAUAUAAAUUAUACGAAGGACGAUGUGCUCGGCAAGGAUAUUUAUAAUAUUAUUCAUCAUGGAGACCACAACACCUUCAUGCCUAGCUUGUGCCCUGUGUCAUUAGGCUGGACGAGCGAGCCGCAGCCCCAAACGAGGAAUCGUACCUUCAAUUGCCGCUUCUUGGUGAAGCCUCCUGAUGAUAAAGAAGAGACUAUGGAAGAGAAGCAGCAACGAGUAUCGAAAUACGAGUAUCUGCAGAUCUGUUCAGCUCUUUUGCCAAGUAAUAGCGAUCGUCUGGAGAGCGGUGACGUAUCAUCCGAAUCCUCGGACAUCGGUCCUUGCGUAAUGUGCGUGGCUCGCAGGAUACCACCGAACGAGAAACCCAUUGGUACCCCCAUCGAGCAGUUCACUGUCAAGCUGGACACCGCGGGCAAGAUUAUCGCGGUUGAUGUCAGCUGGCUGUCGCCCCCUUACUCCAACUACCUAACCACGGUAGGGGACCUGAUUGGCACUACAAUAAAGGAUGUGUGCCACCCUCAUGAUCUCAGUAAGCUAACUGCACAUUUGAACGAUACGCUUCAAGUCGGUGAGAGUACCAGCGGUGUGUACCGGCUACGCGUUAGUCCUGAUAAGUUCCUUAACAUUCAAACAAAGUCAAAACUUUUCAAAGCAAAUGUGAUGAAUACACACGAUACCGACUUUAUUAUGGCCACCAAUUCCAUCAUCGGGGACAAUGACUUAAUGCCUAUCGAGGGUGGUCAGCUUUCCAACAACAAAGUGUGCUCUGGACACUCUAGUAACCGUUGUGCGAAUAAUAGUAAUAAUAAUAAUGGUAACAAUAACAAUAACGUGGGUGGCCCGCUGAUGUCCGUGGCGCAUCUGAACGGUCAAGUGAGUGGUAUCAGUGGUCGGGGGUUGGCUGGUACGUCGUCGUCGUCGUCAGCGUCGUCGCAUGGCGGCGGUGUUGCGACAUCGUCGAACUCGAUAGUGUUUAGCGCGGCCGAGUCUUGCAACAACCCCCUGCCGUCGCUAAGUACAAGUAAUCCGUUCAACCACUUUUCGGGGAACAUGGACUUGGAAUUCGAGCUGUUCCCCAGUUCCACAUGGGACUUGGAUAGUAGCAGCGGGUGGGCAGAUAGGCCCGAAUCGAGAGCUAGCGGGCCACCAAAUUCACGACCACCUUCCCAGCCAGCCCCGACAUCUCCGAGUCCCCAGGGAACGUUCUCCUCUAAUUCAGCGGUGGCGCCUCACUGCAGUCCCAUGCGCGCGUUCAGCCCGACCUCAGGCAACGCAGCUCACACCUUCAGUAAUUCGUUCCCCUUCAGUCCGCUUCAGGAAUCACAGACGUCCUCCUUGACCAACAGCGGUGCUAGUAGUGUUAGUGCCAACGGGGCAGCUGCGCUUACCCCGAAACGUCAGGAUGAAGGGAAGACUGGAUGUUCGGCCGGCAACAACCAAUCCGCCAUGGAUACAAGCGGGAACGCGAGAAACAACUCGAGCAACGUGGCCGGGACCGCUACCACCGCCGGUCAACAACAGACCACCGUCGGGGUGACCGCGACCGUUGUCGAAACUCAGAACAGUGUUGUGUCAACCGAGUCCGGUAGAUUGAGAAACUUAUUGACCAAGGGCGCUAGUGCUAGUGAGGACAGUCAGGACAAUACGAAUAACGAUUCCGAGAACCAAAAUAAGCAUAGGAUAUUAAAGACCUUGUUGAAUCAACAAGACGAGGACGAUUUUCAUCCGGAGCAUAAUAAUAAAGUGCGAACCAGUCCUAGUAACAUGCCGAAACCGAGCAUGGACCAUUCGAAAUCUUCGCUUGGAAAUAAUAUGCUGCUACAGUUAUUAAAUGAGAAAAACGAUGACGAGGAUGAAGAGGCUCGCGCCGGUUUCAAGAAACGGAACGAACUUUUGCAACAGCUCCUGAAAGACCAAGACGACGAGAGGAAAGUACAAGAGCAACAGUGCAAGUCACAGAAUCGGGAAGAAGAUCCUCUUUUGCGAAGUCUUGGCUUUCGGAACACCACGCCAUCCCCGUCUCAAUCGGGUGACAAUGUUGGUCUCGGUGGUUCGACCCAGGUCGGUCAGAAGAGACCCGGCGAGGAUGGCGAUUUAAACAUAGCUGUGAAACGUCCUAUGGACGGUUCGCACCAGGUAUCCUCAUCGGGUACGUCCACCAACACGACCAGUAAACUCUGGGAGAAGAACAAAAUGUUGGCUUCGUUGCUAGCUAAACAACCUCCUCAACCAACCACUAUCCCACCAAUACCUGCAUCUGUGAUAUCGGCAACGCCACAGGAUAAGCUGCUGCGCAUAGGAUUGAAGCCACAACAGCCGUCACAGCAGUCACAAUCACAGUCGCAACAGCAGCAACAGCAACAACAACAGCAACAGCAGCAACAACAACAGCAGCAACAACAACAACAGCAACAGCAGCAACCCUGGACGGGUGGUAGCAUGCAGUCGGUUGGUGGUAAUACGAUAACGACAACUGCAACUUCCGCGCGUACUCCUCUCCAAAGCCAGUCGAGACAACUACCUCGUCAAACAACCAAUACCUACCUCACUCAUAUGCUAAGUCAGCAACAAAGACCCCAAAUGGGUCAGAUGGAUUCGGAAUUUACGGGCAGCGGGGAGUAUCGUCAUACAAAUGCAGAUCCAACCGGUUGGGACAAUCAGUCAUCAGAUCCUGAUCUUUCCGAUAUUUUGGAUCAAGUGAUCGAAUUCGUACCAGACGAAGCUAUCGCAGAUUCGUCUGCGAUAGCAAAUCUCUUAGAUGCGAUCGAAGCACCGCAGAACAACGCGUUGAACGAGAAGAUGGCGAUUAACGCGAUACAAAAGUCGUUGAUGUUAUUCGAGACUGCCGUAAAUCCAACGUCUUCCACCAUAACAAUUCCUGGCACACCUCCAGCUUACUCCACCACGUUGGUUACCACACCCGUAACGACGAGCCAUAGUUACCAACCACCGCCGAUGUAUCAACAACAGCCAAGGAUGAGGUUGAACACUCAGCCAGGUGUCAGACAAACGACCACUCAAUUCACGCAGCAGCAACAAUUACAGUUACAACAACAACGUACAAAAUUGAUACAACAACAACAGCAACAACAAUUGAAACAAAGGCUACUGCAACAACAACAGCAACAACAGUUACUUAUUCCUUCCAAUGCUACAGCUACGGACCAAAUUACCACCGGCAUUCAUAAUAUUGAUAACCUUCUGAACAAUACUGUUGCACCAAACGUGUCGUUACAGCGGUCGAGUGUCCCAGAUUCGCAAGUGUCUCCAGGUUAUGGGGGAUCCGUCCAGAUGCCUUCCGGUCACCGACUUGCCCACUCGUACUCACAUCCUUCAACGUUACCACAGCACCCCAUUGUAAACAAUAAUUUUAACAGUGGUCAACAAGUGUCCGCCGCAGCUCGACUGUCACCGCAUUCUCCCGCUGGUAUCUUAUCGUUCACUCAUCCACAGCCGUUGUCACCACGGGUGACGCAAGGCAACUAUGGUAAUACCCCGAGAUUAUUCAACGUUAACCAGGUGAGAUCGCAGCAACAGCCCACCGUGCAGCAGCAGCUGCAGCAACAACAGAGAUCGAUGCCGUCGCCGGGUACUCCAGCGUCUGCACGACAAUCUCCGUUUCCGGCGGAAACCUUUCCUCCACCCACCUCUCCUACAGCCAGCCAAUUUCCACCCGGUCCUAAUCCUGGCGCUCCGAAUCCUUCUGCCCAAUAUCGGUUGCAACGGACCACGUCUACGCCUUCAGCUACGACUCAGUUGCCAGGUGGGGUCGGUUCGCCCCGGCACUACGGCGGAGUGAGUAAGGAACAACCUCUUCUUUCACCUAGUCAUCCACAUUCGGGUUGCAACCCGGCAACACCGACUCACAAUCAACACAACGUAACGAAUACCCAACAACACUUCUCCAACCAACAACAUUCUUCUAUGAUAUACCACACGACCGCCAAUACUAUCAACACAGCUGACAUGCAGAACAAUCAGUUCUGUUACGAUCGGACGUCUGUUCCACUCUAUUCGUCAGGGCCUGGGGACACGCAGGAUGCCAGGCCUCUGCCUCCCGGUAAUCCUGUCAAUCACCAAUUGGGUGGAAAUGCCAGCAGCACGUCCGAGUUCGUGAGGCAAGAAUUGAGAGCGAUCGUUGGCGCAAGAACGCAACAACAACAACAACAACAAAGGGUACCUAACAACAUUCAAAAUAACCUUUCUGGUCAAGUAUCUCAGGAUGAUCUUGAUGCACUUGGUCUGACGUACGAGAUGUCUCCUGCAGGUGAGGCUGUGGUUAGCGAUGGCCCUGCAAAGAGCUGGGCCAUUGGGAGUGCCGGAGGUGCCCCCUCGUCCUCCAGGACUUCUAUGGAGGAAGUGGCUCGAGGUGAUCCAAAGGUGAACCAAUCGUCGCUGUUACAGAAACUGUUGUCCGAGUGACUGCAGGCCAACGGUUUGCAGACUAAAGGGAUCUAUGUAAUAUACGUUUGAAGCUAGAAACGUGAAAAGAAAAAAGUAAGCAACACCGGGUUACAUGCGGUGUUGAAGGAAAUCUGUGAAGUGAAGAAUCGAUCCGCGUGUGUACGACGCAGAAUAUACACCCUAUUAUACGUAAUGGAUACUAAUUGUAUUAUAUGUAAAACGCCGCAACAUACACACACACAUACACUCACUAGCACACAGACACACGAACAGAUACACACACGAAGUCAGUAUUCAGACACGUAUCACCAAAUACAAAAUUGCGAGAAAAUUUAGGCCGCUACCCCGUGCUCUCCGUGGCUUUAAACGCGCUGGAACAAGUGAAAUUCCAAAGGAAUAAGGGCAGUCGUUAAAAGAAAAAAGGAAAAAGUACAGCCAAAAAGGGGCUUUCUAGAAGCGGGUCCAGCGCGUAGAUUUUAUAUCUUGCUCCGAAAGUUCGAAGGACCAAAAAGUUUCCGGUUUCCCGUUUCAGUUGUACCGAACCAGUCUCGAUGAUCUUGGCAAAUUGUCUUCGAUUUCGGAUAGAUGUAUCACAGUCUGUAGAACGAUCGUGGAGGAGAUCGAGCAACUGGAUCGUGGAUCGGCAUCCGUAUCUCGAGAGACAAAAGGGGAACGCAUUGAAUUCGAAAAGAUGAAAGAAAUAGUUCGCGGAGAGCACGUGGCGUUAAAGUGUGAUGCCGAUUAUUUUAUAUAUAUAUAUAGAUAUAUAAAUAUAAAAGGAUUGAAAGAAAGAAAGAAA
This is a messenger RNA of Osmia lignaria (orchard mason bee), 5998 nucleotides long. RefSeq lists its product as uncharacterized. The record is from RefSeq and is a predicted model, not a curated record. Gene Ontology annotation, molecular function: nuclear receptor binding; protein dimerization activity. Lineage: Eukaryota; Metazoa; Arthropoda; Insecta; Hymenoptera; Megachilidae. Gene Ontology annotation, biological process: positive regulation of transcription by RNA polymerase II; cellular response to hormone stimulus. Gene Ontology annotation, cellular component: nucleus.